AUGACACAAUUUGUCCGCACCCUUGUCGGGCUGUUGCUAGCUGUUCUCGUUGUUGUGCAGAUUGUCAAUGCGGCGCCGGAGCCGAGCAUGCGCGGAAUGGGUAACCGGUACAUUACGCGUAUUCUCGACCAGAUGCCAGCCUAUUCCCCGGGGCAUUCCGUCUAUCGCCGAUUCGACUUUACGCGACCAAUCCAAGAAGUCUACCCGGUAAAGAAGCGCAACAACGCCGAGGUGGUCAACCACAUCCUCAAGAACUUCGGCACACUCGACCGACUCGGUGACGUCGGCAAA
This is a messenger RNA of Mesorhabditis spiculigera, 291 nucleotides long. Lineage: Eukaryota; Metazoa; Nematoda; Chromadorea; Rhabditida; Rhabditidae. The record is from the annotation of a GenBank genome assembly.